Messenger RNA from Arabidopsis thaliana (thale cress), 815 nucleotides. RefSeq names its product Polynucleotidyl transferase, ribonuclease H-like superfamily protein. The record is from RefSeq and is marked reviewed. The coding region runs from base 1 to 792 and encodes 263 amino acids. Lineage: Eukaryota; Viridiplantae; Streptophyta; Magnoliopsida; Brassicales; Brassicaceae. Gene Ontology annotation, molecular function: RNA-DNA hybrid ribonuclease activity; nucleic acid binding. The transcript has a single exon.
AUGAUAUGGAGAGCUGCAGGCUUUCAAACUUCCCAAUUAUGUGACAAUGGAAUACCACCGGAAGAGAAGUUGCGUAUCAUCUUUCAAAUGCAUAAUGAUUCAAGGGUGGAUCGAGUUACAAGAUUUAUGCCCUUUUGGUUAAUGUGGAGAAUAUGGAAGAGCGGAAACGACCUAGUCUUUAACCACACGCGAACAAAAUUCCAAACUACAGUGGAGAUGGCUCUCAAUGACACCAAGGAAUGGUUGGACAAUACAAUGACAAACGAGCAGCAAAAUGGGAACAGGAAUGCAGAUCCGUCUCGUAAUACCAAGUGGUCGCCGCCGGGAAGAGACAAAUUAAAAUGCAACUAUGAUGCAUCGCACCAUGAAAGAAACACAGUUUCAGGACUUGGUUGGAUCCUUCGGAACUCUCAAGGUACUGUGAUCGAGUGUGGUAUGGGGAAAUUUCAAGGUCGUAUGACGACGGAGGAGGCAGAGUGUUCAACACUUAUUUGGGCUAUACAAGCUUCCUAUGGCUUCGGGCAUAAGAAGGUUAUUUUUGAGGGAGAUAACCAAACCAUCACCCGAAUGAUAAACACAAAGUCAUCUAAUCCAAGGCUACAACACUUUCUCGAUACCAUCCAAAGUUGGAUACCAAGUUUUGAAUCGAUAGAAUUCUCUUUCAAACAUCGAGAACAGAACGGAUGUGCGGAUUUCUUAGCCAAACAAGCCAUCAAAGAGAAUACCCAAUGGUCUCUGUUUCAUUCUUGUCCUUAUUUUCUGAGUCCAUAUGUAAACAACGAUUACUCUUAAGUUCUAAAUAAAGUUAUAAGUUG